Molecule: messenger RNA, 3027 nt
Organism: Balaenoptera acutorostrata (minke whale)
Lineage: Eukaryota; Metazoa; Chordata; Mammalia; Artiodactyla; Balaenopteridae
Gene: GRK6
Product: G protein-coupled receptor kinase 6
Exons: 16
Coding region: 175-1974 (599 amino acids)
Biological process (GO): regulation of signal transduction; protein phosphorylation; signal transduction
Cellular component (GO): cytoplasm; plasma membrane
Molecular function (GO): ATP binding; G protein-coupled receptor kinase activity
Source: RefSeq, a predicted model, not a curated record
CCCCGGGAGGGGGCGCAGAGUGCUCGGCGGGCGGCGGCGGCCGGUGAGGCCCGGGAGGCCGCGGCGCGGUCACUGCGAGCCGAGCCGAGCCGCGCCGAUCGCCAUCCGGCCCCGGCUCCCUCGAGCAAUCCCGGCCGGUGGCGCGGCCCGGCGGGCCCGGCGGCGCCGCAGCCCAUGGAGCUCGAGAACAUCGUAGCGAACACGGUGCUACUCAAGGCCCGGGAAGGUGGUGGCGGGAAUCGCAAAGGCAAAAGCAAGAAAUGGCGUCAGAUGCUGCAGUUCCCUCAUAUCAGCCAGUGCGAAGAGCUGCGGCUCAGCCUUGAGCGUGACUACCACAGCCUGUGCGAGCGGCAGCCCAUCGGGCGCCUGCUGUUCCGAGAGUUCUGCACCACGAGGCCCGAGCUGACCCGCUGCAUUGCCUUCCUGGACGGGGUGGCUGAGUAUGAAGUGACCCCUGAUGAGAAGCGGAAGGAGUGUGGGCGGCGGCUAAUGCAGAAUUUUCUGAGCCACACGGGUCCCGACCUCAUCCCUGAGGUCCCCCGGCAACUGGUGACUAACUGUGCCCAGCGGCUGGAGCAGGGGCCCUGCAAAGACCUCUUCCAGGAGCUCACCCGGCUGACCCACGAGUACCUGAGUGUGGCCCCUUUUGCCGACUACCUCGACAGCAUCUACUUCAACCGUUUCCUGCAGUGGAAGUGGCUAGAAAGGCAGCCAGUGACCAAAAACACCUUCAGGCAGUACCGAGUCCUGGGCAAAGGUGGCUUUGGGGAGGUGUGUGCCUGCCAGGUGCGGGCAACAGGCAAGAUGUACGCCUGCAAGAAGCUGGAGAAGAAGCGGAUCAAGAAGCGGAAAGGGGAGGCCAUGGCCCUCAAUGAGAAGCAGAUCCUGGAGAAAGUGAACAGUAGCCCCGCCACCAGGUGGCCCACGGCCCCUGCUUCAGGGCUCGGGCCCUCUUGGUCACAGGUGAGCUUGGCCUACGCCUAUGAGACCAAGGACGCGCUGUGCCUGGUGCUGACGCUGAUGAACGGAGGCGACCUCAAGUUCCACAUCUACCACAUGGGCCAGGCUGGCUUCCCCGAGGCUCGGGCCGUCUUCUACGCGGCGGAGAUCUGCUGUGGUCUGGAGGACCUGCACCGGGAACGCAUCGUGUACAGGGACCUAAAGCCAGAGAACAUCCUACUAGAUGACCACGGUCACAUACGCAUCUCCGACCUGGGGCUGGCUGUGCAUGUACCUGAGGGCCAGACGAUCAAAGGCCGUGUGGGCACUGUGGGCUACAUGGCCCCAGAGGUGGUGAAGAACGAACGGUACACAUUCAGCCCGGACUGGUGGGCGCUAGGCUGCCUCCUGUACGAGAUGAUCGCAGGCCAGUCACCCUUCCAGCAGAGAAAAAAGAAGAUCAAGCGGGAGGAGGUGGAGCGGCUGGUAAAGGAGGUGCCCGAGGAGUACCCCGAGCACUUUUCCCCGCAGGCCCGCUCACUCUGUUCCCAGCUCCUCUGCAAGGACCCUGCCGAGCGCCUGGGGUGUGGGGGGGCCGGUGCCCGCGAGGUGAAGGAGCACCCCCUCUUCAAGAAGCUGAACUUCAAGCGGUUGGGAGCCGGCAUGCUAGAACCACCCUUCAAGCCUGAUCCCCAGGCCAUUUACUGCAAGGACGUUCUGGACAUCGAACAGUUCUCCACAGUUAAGGGUGUAGAGCUGGAGGCCACUGACCAGGACUUCUACCAGAAAUUUGCCACGGGCAGUGUGUCCAUCCCCUGGCAGAACGAGAUGGUGGAGACCGAGUGCUUCCAGGAGCUGAAUGUCUUCGGGCUGGAUGGCUCGGUUCCCCCAGACCUGGACUGGAAGGGCCAGCCGCCUGCACCCCCAAAGAAGGGACUGCUGCAGAGGCUCUUCAGUCGCCAGGACUGCUGUGGGAACUGCAGCGACAGUGAGGAAGAGCUUCCCGCCCGCCUCGAGCUCCCCACCCGCCUCUAGCCCCCAGCCUGAGGCCCCGCUGGGCGGUUGGCGGUAGCAGCUACUCCGAGCGCUGUUUACAGUUUUGCACAGUGGUCUUCCCCAUUGUCCACUCAAGUUGUGGCCUGGGGAACACAGCCGGAGCUGUCCCCAGUGCCCUCUGCCCCUCAGCCCCUGGUCUGGCUGAGUUUGGCAAGGCCUGGACUGUCCCUGGGACAAAGGUGCAUCCCUUCAGCUCUUGUCUGUGGAGCUCGGGGCUUUCUGUAUUUAUGUCUUUGUACGAAUGUAUAUAGCAACCAGAGCGUUCUUAAGACCCACCCUGGAGCCGGCACAGGGGCUGCUGCCACACUCCAGGCACCUCAGGCCCAGCUCAGAUGGGCGAGGUUGGGCCAGGCCAGGCCCCUGGGCCCCCAGCACUGUGCUUGCCACCGCCGACCUCCGAGUGAGACUCGUGCCUGCCUCUGCCGCCCUGGGCUUAGGCCGCCACCUCUGGGGCCCAAUACUGUCCCUUCUCAGCACUUGUCAGAGCUGGAUCUGGGACCUCUGUGUCCCCUAGGCCUGUGCCAAAGUGUGACCAGAGAUUGGGCUGACCCUGGGACCCCUCAGUCCACUGCCCAGGCUGUCCCAGAUGGGUCUGCCUCUGCCUUCCAGCUCCCAGGUCACCUCGUCCCUUGUGCUGGGCCCUGUCCUGAAGACACCUCGUGCAGAAACACCCCAGCCCAGGCCAGGGGAAGGGUAGGGGUGGGGGUGUCCCUGGCCAACCGUCAAACAUUCCAGACUGCCCUCAUAACAGACACAUGUGCCCAGCAAUAAUCCACCCCUCCCUGUGUGUGCCUGUGGGGUGUGUGUGUGUGUGUGUGUGUGUGAAGGGGGCAGGCGAGGCUGUGGGCCUGCGCCCCAGGCCCCAGCCCUGGCCCUUCCCGGACUGUGAUGACCACCCUGGUCCCAGUGUCAGGGUAGCGUGGGAUUACAGGCUCCCAGUUUUUCCAUAUUUAAAGCCAAUUUUUAUUACCCAUUUUGUCCAAUAUAAGCUGCCACAUGUCUCUGUGUGAAUACAGUCCGAGCACAAACCUG